AUGGCUCAGGGCCACCAGGAAGAUACCAGCUGGAUGUGGCAUCCUACCUUCACUGAGAAUAGGAGAGAUACAGCCGGUCUUGUUGUUCAUUUCCGCCGUACUUUCAGUGUCUCUUCACCGGGGCAUCUACCAACAUUCCUGAGUAUCCAUAUCACAGCCGACACCCGAUACAAACUCUAUGUUAACCGGAAUUUGGCUUUUUUUGGUCCAGUAAAGGGCGAUUCAGCGUUGUGGUUCGAUGAUGCGGUUGACAUCGCUCCCUAUCUCCACGUUGGCCAGAAUGAUAUUCACGUCAGCGUUCUGCGCUUCUUUCACGGAACAGAUCUGGCCACAUCUUUCCCUCGACUCCCUAUCGGAGGCUUGAGAGUUGCUCUUGCCACAGAAUCCUGCCACUGGUCAAAGGUAUUGGGCAGUAGCUCAUCCUGGGACACAGUCAUUGAUCCAUCCAUAACACUGAGGGUUGAUGAGCCUGAGGAUGAUUUCCUCCACAUCUACGAAAACGUCACAGUCCCUGUGGAUGAUGGAUGGGAUUGGCUGCCAGCCAAGAGCUAUGCCUUCCAGAUUUCGACAGGCAAUUCACCACCAUGGAGUCUUGCGCCGCGGAUGAUCCCAAACAUGCGAAGAAGCCGUGGGAGCUUCAUGGCAAUUCACAACGUCCAGAGCUCAGUCGAGGCCUCGAUUUGGAAGAAACUUCUUCUGCCUUCUACACUUGACCAAAAGAUCGAACCCACCGUCCUCGCCCCUGGAUCGAAACACCAAAUUGACUUGGAGAUGACUUACCACACCACCGCCUUUAUCCGCUACCGUUUUGCCCGGCCAGCAUCUAGCGGUGGCACGCUAAAGAUUGUGUACUCUGAGGCAUACGAAGAGGAGCCGACGCUUGUGCCGUAUAUGCGUCGCAAGGCCAACAGGCGGGACUCAAGUCGACUACUGAUCGGUCCCUCAGACAUUUACAGCUUCCAAGGAGCCAGCAGAAAGCUAUCGCUACGGCCCUGGCAACAGCAAGAACACGAGGAGUGCUUUGAGCCCUUCCACUUCAGGACUUUCCGUUUUCUCCGCCUUAUCAUUGAGGUGGGAUCCUCAGACCUGAUCUUCAACGGUGUCGACAUCGAGACCGUCACAUAUCCAUUGGAUGUAACAGCUGAAAUCCUCUCCAACAAAAAUGACGCCCAGAUCUGGGAUACCAGCAUCAGAACCCUCCAGAACUGUAUGCAUGACUGCUACGAAGAUUGUCCUUUUUACGAGCAGCUUCAGUACGCCAUGGACGCGCGCAGCUCUAUUCUCUUCACCUAUCACGUCGCUGGAGACGACCGCCUCAGCCGUCAAGCCAUCAUUCAACUGCACAACUCCUUCCAGUCCCGCGUUGGCUUGACCUCCAGCCGUGCUCCAUCAAACAAGUCGCAAAUCAUCCCCAACUUCUCUUUAUUUUGGAUUUGUAUGAUUGCAGAUCACUACGAGUACUUUGGGGAUGUUUCCUUCAUUUCCCACUUCCUGCCUGUGGUUGAUGCUGUGCUCAAUUACUUCCACGCCCGCAUUGGACCCAACGAUCUCGUAAAGAGCGAUUUCAUCCCCGGUGUGUGGAACUUUGCCGACUGGGCCAAGGAGUGGAGACCUUACGGCAUACCCCCCCUCGCCGAGCAAACCGGCAUCUCAACAUACGUGAACCAGCUCUAUACUUACACGCUCAGACAUGCUGCCACGAUUGUGUCAGCAUCAGGGCGCAGCGGUCUCGCGCAAGAAUAUCUCCAAAGGGCUAACUGUAUCGUGGCAGCUAUACGCUGCCACUGCUUCGACGGUGAGUUCUUCGCCGACAGCUUGGUAGCUGACGCCGAUCGGACGAGGGACUACAGUCAGUUGUGUCAGGCGUGGGCAAUCCUGGGCGGCGUUGUUAGUGGCACCGCUGCCCAGGAUCUGAUGCGAAGGACACUUGCGACUCCUGCCGAAGGAUGUAGGACUUUAGUCCGCGCCUCGACCGUCAUGUCUUUCUAUGUGCUUCGGGCUCUGAGCCAGGCGGGCGGCAGCCUCUACGACGAUCACUUCCACGGGUUCUGGGCCCCAUGGAGAGAGCAACUCGCCCUCAAUAUGACGACCUGGGAAGAGGAUGAUGUUUCUCAGCGAUCGGACUGCCAUGCUUGGGCCUGCGCGCCGCUCUAUGAAUUCACGGCCGAAGUAGCUGGUGUACGUCCGGCUGAACCGGGAUGGGCUGCCAUCCUCUUUCAGCCUCGUUUGAGUCUCUACCCCCGAUUUCGGGCACGCUGUCCUCUGCGCAUGUCCGAGGGAAAGGUCAUUGGAGUUGCUUGCAUUGAGUGGCAUACUAAUGAGCAGUCUGAUGUUAAGGUCACUCUUCGUUUUGAUAUGAAAGGGUCUCAGAUCAUUCCGGUAGUGCUGAGGAUUCCGAGACAGAAGGAAAGAGUAGUGGAUACUACUUCUGAGACAGUGAUUUGGGUCAAGGGGAGCGACGGGGGUUGCAAGAGCGAAGAGAGCCCAAGCUGGAACGUGGUGGACAGUGGCAUUGGGGUCGCAGCGCGAGAGGCACACAGCUUUUAG
Molecule: messenger RNA, 2547 nt
Organism: Periconia digitata
Lineage: Eukaryota; Fungi; Ascomycota; Dothideomycetes; Pleosporales; Periconiaceae
Source: the annotation of a GenBank genome assembly